UUGCAAUCACCCACAUAGAGAUAUUACUCAGAGUGUACAGCAAGAGACAACACUAUGGAUGAUCUAGGUGCUGCAGGCUACCCACUGAAACAUUGGCUAAUGGUACCAGUCCUCAACCCCCAGGUUACUGGUGAGGAGCACUUAAGCAUCACCCUGUCUGACACAAGGAUAGUCAUUGAAAGAGUGUUUGGCCUACUCAAAAUGUAUUUUUGUUGCCUAGAUGAAUUACUAGCUCAGUUGGAGAGUGCUGCAAAGAAUGCUUAUGAAGAUGAACUAAAUGAGCCAGAACUUGAUCCAUAUUAUGAUGCUACUGGAAAGUCUCAUGGAAAGAUGCAGCCUGUUGACACAACGGCCAGAGCUGAGUCAAACAGUCAAGUGCAGCAGUCUUUUGUUCCAGACCAGCCUCUUAAGGUACAGCCAGUAUAUAUGACUCGCCUAAAGUCUCAGACAUCAGAGAAUGAUCACUUGUACAGUGAGGUUUCAGAACCCAGCUGUGUAACAGAUACCACACUGCCUACAGCAACAACUGCAGCACAACAGUUAGAUGAGAUUAUGAGGCAGCUACUGAAUCUUCAGGCUGGGAUUAAUUCACCUUCAUCACAAGAGGCAGCUACUUCUCAGGUUUCUGCACCCCAGUCUUCUACCAUAACAUCUUCUGCAGAACAAACUGCUGCCACACAGCCUCCUGCCACAGUGCCUCCUGCCACACUGCCUCCUUCCACACAGCUGCUUGCUACAGUGUCACCUACCAUAAAGUCUCCAGAAGCACAAAUCAGAGAUGGUGAUAUUAUUUCAGACAUGUUGGAGAGUCUAGAAGGGGAUUUACAGAAGAGAGGACUCAUUACAGUUCCAAAGGGAUGCUGUGCUUUAUGUCAGAAACCCAUAGUUGGUAAGAUAAUUACAGCUCUUGGACAGACCUGGCACCCAGAACAUUUCCUGUGCUCACACUGUGGUGAAGAACUGACAAACAAGAGCUUCUUUGAGAAAAAUGGUCAGGCGUACUGCACAAAUGAUUAUCAGGAACUCUUCUCCCCACGCUGUGCAUACUGCAGUGGUCCAGUUGUUGAUAAAGUCCUGACUGCAUUGGAUAAGACUUGGCAUCCAGAACAUUUCUUCUGUGCUCACUGUGGAGGCGUUUUUAAUGAGGAAGGAUUCCAUGAAAAAAAUGGGAAGGCUUAUUGCCCGGAUGACUUUUACAGCCUGUUUUCCCCAAAGUGUGGUGGGUGUGAUCUUCCUGUACGACAGAAUUAUCUGUCUGCUCUUAAUCAUGUCUGGCACCCAGAGUGCUUUGUAUGCAGGGAAUGUCUGCAACCAUUUGAGAAGAGCAGCUUCUUUGAAAUUGAUGGGAUUCCCUUCUGUGAACUCCACUACCACAGUCAGCAAGGUACGCUGUGCCAUGCCUGCCAGAAGCCUGUCAUUGGGCGCUGCAUCUCUGCAAUGGGAAGACGAUUUCAUCCAGAACACUUUGUCUGUGCAUUUUGCCUGAAACAGCUAAGUCAAGGGAUCUUCAAAGAGCAGAAUGACAAACCAUACUGCCAGACUUGCCACAUCAAACUUUUUUUCUGACUUACUUUGAGCAACAUGACUAUGUUACUUAACAGUUUUCUUUGAACAAAGAAUAUACAUAAUUUAAAGUGGAAAAA
Messenger RNA from Protopterus annectens (West African lungfish), 1643 nucleotides. Its product is annotated as leupaxin-like. Gene Ontology annotation, biological process: actin cytoskeleton organization; muscle structure development. Gene Ontology annotation, cellular component: adherens junction; Z disc; stress fiber. The coding region runs from base 55 to 1566 and encodes 503 amino acids. The record is from RefSeq and is a predicted model, not a curated record. Lineage: Eukaryota; Metazoa; Chordata; Ceratodontiformes; Protopteridae. The transcript has 10 exons. Gene Ontology annotation, molecular function: actin binding; muscle alpha-actinin binding.